Gymnogyps californianus (California condor) is the source of this 1228-nucleotide messenger RNA. It is a transcript of the gene ELOC, whose product is annotated as elongin C. Gene Ontology annotation, cellular component: elongin complex. NCBI's taxonomy places the organism in Eukaryota, Metazoa, Chordata, Aves, Accipitriformes, Cathartidae. The transcript is spliced from 4 exons. Gene Ontology annotation, biological process: ubiquitin-dependent protein catabolic process. The coding region runs from base 107 to 445 and encodes 112 amino acids. The record is from RefSeq and is a predicted model, not a curated record. Gene Ontology annotation, molecular function: protein-macromolecule adaptor activity.
AGACCGCGGGGGCCCUGUGAGCGGGGCGGCGGGAGCGGCGCUGACGAACGCUCCUAUUGCAAAAGCUGCUGUUGAAAAGAAACAAUUUUUUUUUUAUAAGAAGAGAAUGGAUGGAGAAGAGAAAACAUACGGUGGGUGUGAGGGCCCAGAUGCUAUGUAUGUGAAGUUAAUAUCCUCUGAUGGCCAUGAGUUCAUUGUAAAAAGAGAGCAUGCGUUAACAUCAGGAACAAUAAAAGCUAUGUUGAGUGGACCAGGACAGUUUGCAGAAAAUGAAACAAAUGAGGUGAAUUUUAGAGAGAUCCCAUCCCAUGUCCUAUCCAAAGUAUGCAUGUAUUUCACCUACAAGGUCCGCUAUACUAACAGCUCUACGGAGAUUCCUGAAUUCCCAAUUGCACCUGAAAUUGCACUGGAACUUCUGAUGGCUGCAAACUUCUUAGAUUGUUAAAUAAAAUAAAUUAUAAUAAAAAAUGUAAAACUUUUUUCAGUAUUUAAUACAUGUAGUUCAGUUAGUAACUUUUUUCAGAUAGCAUGUUGCGUGUGUGCUGUUGAGAACUGUAAAGUUCACUGCAGAGGCAAUUGCCUUCAGUCCUUUUGCAUAUAGCAAUCAUUCAGUUGAAGUUUGUUUUGCUGCUUACACAAAUAAGGACCUUUUCACAAACUGAGACAAAUAAACAAAUAUGCCAAUUAGUAGAUGGCUAUGCCUUAUCCUUUAGGUGUGGUAGAACUUUCUUUUAAUACAACGACCAUAGAAAAUACUGGAGUUUAGUCUAAUGCUCUCUAAAAGGUAAUUAUAGUUAAAUACAAGUAGCUGUUUAGGGUUUCUAACUUUCUCUUAUUGUUAAAGUUUCUAAACAUCUGAACUUAAUCUCCUUUGUAAGAUAGCUGUCCUUUAGCAUAUACUAACUAGAUUAGAAGUGCCCUCCCUAAGGUUUGUAUACUGACAGCAAUAUUCCAUUUAGAUUGAAAGUGGAGUAUGUAGGAGAAUGCUUAAGGCUUUUAAUUUAAAUCAUAGUAUAGACAUGUGUAAAGGUGUACUUGAUACAUUCUUCUUUUAUAACCUAAAUUUUCCCCGUUAGUAAUUACAAAUAUUCAAGUCACUUGUCUGUACAGUAAGACUGUGAUCCCAUUGACAGUGGCUUUUAAGGGGAAAAAUAACUGUUACAAUCUGUGUAUAUUAUCUUCUGUAUAACAUAUAAGGUUAUUCUUAAUGUACUGUCACUUGACCUGA